GGCGGGUCGCCUUCAACCCCAGGUUCUCUUCUACGAGGCUGUUUGUCAUUAACACUGCUUUACGUUGUUGGUCAUUUGUCUGCGUAUGUUGCUCAGGCAUCCUCAGUUUAUCACGCGUAGGAGUUGUCGUUUAUCGAUGGGGGUUGUCCCUCCACGACUUGGUUAGGCUAGGGUCCCAGCGCCUCGUCAACGAGCCGCGAGGCGAGAGUUGCGAGACCAUUUAAGGGAGCAGUUGCUGGUUCUUCAUCGCAUUAAGUGGGGCACUGGCAGAUGGAGAGUUGGAAUGGUAGGCCCCGUGAGCCUGUCUGACGGAUCAUCGUACGCGUUCGACACUUAGAAGAGACGACCGUGUUCGACUGCCAUGUGUCACCCGCUCAACAACUGGGUCACGUGUGGGUCCCGAUGCCUCACCGACGAGCCGCGAGGUGAGACCACGAAGCCUAUCCGAUUUUUAUGGGAGCAGCUUGAUGGAGAGUAGGGGCCUUGCUCCACUACUCUCGGCAUGCACAAAAGACAAAAAUCAUGGCCGCGGUGUAUCUUUCCACGUUCUAAGGCAAGAUUCACUCUCGUUUUGCAUUUGUCGAGAGCAGCGGAGCGUAGGCCCUAGGAAUGGAAGGCCCUGUGAGCGUGUCCGAUGUAUCAUUCAACACCUAGACGACUGUGAUCGAGUGCUAUGUGUCCCCCAGCAACUGGGUCUGGUUUGGGUCCCAAUGAGGCAGACGACUGUGGUCGACUGCCAUGUGUCCCUCAGCGACUGGGUCAGGUCUGGGUCCCGAUGCCCCUCAUCGACGAGCCACAAGGCAAGACCACGAAGCCUGUCCCAGUUUCAUGGGAGCAGUUGCCAGUGGCAGAUGGAGUGUAGGAGUGGUAGGCGGGUCCCGUGAGCGUGGCCGGCGGAUCAUCGUACUCGUUCAGCACCUAGACGACCUGGGUCCCGAUGCCCCUCAUCGACGAGCCACAAGGCAAGACCACGAAGCCUGUCCCAUUUUUUAUGGGAGCAGUUGCCAGUGGCAGAUGGAGUGUAGGAGUGGUAGGCAGGUCCCGUGAGCGUGUCCGGCGGAUCAUCGUACUCGUUCAGCGCACCUAGACGACCUUGCUCGACUGCCAUUUGUCACACUCUCAGCAUGUGGGUGGGUAUAGUGGUGCUGCCAGCUGUCAUUGUGAUUUCAGAAACAAUGACCAAAUGGGGACCACCUGGCAAGAAUGAGUUGGAGGGGAGCAAGAAAGCGGUGAAUGAUGGAGGGAAUGGCGGCAAAAAAGAGUGAAAGGAGGCAGUCACUGUGAUCAGUGUGAUGUGAGUGUUCAUUUGGACUCGGGCAUCCGUGAUUUCCCCCGAUUCCCCCCCCCGCCCCCCUUUCCCCCCUCUCCCCUCCCUUCUUUGUUGUGUCUAUUCAUUUGAGUGGUGAUCAAAUCUUGUGUUUCUUCUAUGCGUGUUCCUUUUUUGAAUUUUUUUUCGCUCUUCCCCGCGCCCCUUCCCCCUUCCCUUCUUUGCGUCUAUUCUUUUGAGUGGUGAUCAAUCUUAUCUUCAAUGUGUGUUCCUCUUUUUCACUCGUCUUCCCCCCCCCGCCCAACCCCUUGUGUAUGCAUGGCCUUGCGAACAACAAACUCAGGCUUCCAAG
This is a messenger RNA of Chara braunii, 1619 nucleotides long. Lineage: Eukaryota; Viridiplantae; Streptophyta; Charophyceae; Charales; Characeae. The record is from the annotation of a GenBank genome assembly.